AUGAACGAUACUAUGGAUAUUGAACCUCAAAGCACAGAAGUUGAGAGCCAAACAAUUUCAUGGUCUUACAGCUGCUACCCUCCAGAAAACCCUCCUAUUUUGCAAGUCACUUGAAUUCCAGAAGUUAAAAAGGAUCUAUUACUUGACGCCGAAUUAAAAGAGUCUGAAAUUCUAAGCAGCACCCUGGCAAGCCUUGCCAAAUUUCAAAAGAAAAGGGUAAAAAAUUACGAAUCAAUGAUUCUUACGCAAACCCCAAAAUAUUUCAAUACGAAAUCUUCAGUCCCGCUGCCAGCUAAGAAAAUAGAAAUUUAUAAAGCCCCACUUUUGAUGAUAGAAGAUGACAAAACUAAGCCAAUUUAUAACCAAAAAACAGCAGCAGCAGCAGCAGCAGGAAAAUAUAAUAAUACCAGCGACAAUAAUUUUGGAGCUUUUUAUGAAGACUAUAUGGCCAUAGACGACCUAUAUAAUUUCAAGCGCAAAAUUGACAGUGAAUUUGUACCAUGCAAACGAAUAAAAACAUAA
Messenger RNA from Blepharisma stoltei, 522 nucleotides. NCBI's taxonomy places the organism in Eukaryota, Ciliophora, Heterotrichea, Heterotrichida, Blepharismidae. The record is from the annotation of a GenBank genome assembly.